This is a messenger RNA of Yamadazyma jaroonii, 654 nucleotides long. The record is from the annotation of a GenBank genome assembly. Lineage: Eukaryota; Fungi; Ascomycota; Pichiomycetes; Serinales; Debaryomycetaceae.
AUGAGACGAGCGCUCCCUUAUCCUGAGAAAAUUAUGGCUCAGAAAAUCAUGGGGGAAUCACCUAAAACUAGAAGACGGACCAAUUCUAAAUCAGAGAAAAAGAGACCAUCAUUCUCUAACAAUACCUCACCAUGGGUUAGAAGAAACUCAUUUCUAUCCAAUGCCAUGAUACAAAGUGAGAAUAUCUCGGUUUAUGAAUCACCUAACUAUUAUCACGAUUGCUCAAGUUAUAACAUUAUAUCAUUAAAAGAGUGUCAAGGAUUCAUUUUUAACCAAGAUUUAUUUGCAUCACCAUACCAACAAUCCAAGAGCUUAGCCAAUGAGAAAAAAUAUAGAAGUAGUUUUAGUCAUAAACCUAAAUCGAGGACCAACUCCUUAAGACGUCAUACUUCGGUUAAUAUGGACUUACCCAAUUUUAACAGUUCAAUUUUACAAGGUAAUGCUAUAGAUGAUGAAGAUAGUGACCAUCAUACUCCUAAUAAUACCAGUCUACCCUUAGAUUCUGUAAACCAGACGAUUGAUCAAUUUGAAAAUACCACUGUGGAUAUCUCAUUAUCCGAUAACGAAAUGCAAGAAUAUGAAGAAUCUAAUGACUCUUAUAAAGUGAGAGUUACUGAGAUAAUUGUUAAUGAAAAUGAUGACUUCUUUAAAUAG